CCCUUACAGUGGAUGGUUGAAGCCAUGUGGGGACCCAAGAGGUGGAAAGGGGGAGAUAGGAAAAAAUACUGAUUCAACCUCUCUUUUUAACAUUAUUUUAAUUCUGCUUUUUUUUUAUUGCAAUUUGGCAUAAAACUGUGAUUCUCUGGCUGAGUUAUAUUUGUAUAAUUAACACAUAUGUGAUAUAGUUCACUGAUCUGAAAAAGUAUCUAGGGUUUUGUAUAUUUUCAUUAAAUUUAGUGGCUUAUGAAAAGUUGGAAGGCAUGAAGGCCCUUAAAUAAUAACUGAGGUUAAGAUGUGAUUUAAUUUUAUUUCUAAUGAGGUUAUUUCAUUCACUCUUAAACAAAUCUUAUCCUGUACAAACAUUUGUGGUUAUUUCCUGUCACUAAAUGAUUUCUGAGCAGAAAUGGGAUGUGUGGUUGAGAGGCAUCUGAAGCUUUCAAUUAGUAAUCAGGGAAAAGCACCUGUGUGUUGUUGACUUGUCGCUGUGGAAUUGGCCACUGGGCAUUUCCAGUUAAAGCUUUCACCUCCACUGAGGAACAAAAGACAAUGGCUCAGCUUAGAAGCAAAAUGUCUUCGAGUGAUUUUGCAGGCCAGUUGUUCCUCAUUGCUCUGUUGGGCUGGAAUGUCCAUUGUAUUCCUACUAAUGGUUGGGGCCACUAUAAAACUGAUGAGGGCCGUGAAACCAUGAUGAUGAAUCCUGGCCCUCUAAAUGCUGCAUCUGGUCUUGAUCAUGCAGUUACCAAUUCAAUUGGCCCAGCUGUAUCACAGGGGGCUGAUGGACACUCGCAAAGAUAUUUGCCUCAUCCUCCAUCCACUCCUCAAGGACCACCCAUGAGAUGGGUGGCGGAUCCCCCAGGACAAGAGCUGCCUGGUCCUCCUUCCAAUCCACAUGGUCCAGCUGUGUCAUGGGUGGUUGACCCUCCAAUGCAAGAGUUACCAGGUGCUCCUUCCGAUCCACAUGGUCCAGCUGUGUCAUGGGUGGUUGACCAUCCAAUGCAAGAGUUACCAGGUCCUCCUUCCGAUCCAAAUGGUCCAGCUGUGUCAUGGGUGGUUGACCGUCCAAUGCAAGAGCUACCAGGUCCUCCUUCUGAUCCACAUGGUCCAGCGGUGUCAUGGGUGGUUGACCCUCCAAUGCAAGGGCUGCCUGGUCCUCCUUCAUAUCCGCUCAAAGCUGGUGUUUACCCUCCAGACUUUCAGGCAGGGGAGCUUCAUCAGUAUGAAGGAGGGCUGGAGAACGGUGACUCAGAACAAACUCAAUCGUUUGACAUUGUGGCUCCUCCACCGCUAUCUUACCAAAAACCCAAUUUUCAGAGUGGUGAAUUGAGCAGCUUUUCAUCAGUUUAUGAGGAAGGAAAUUCAGAGGGGGAAACGCACGACUAUAACCGCGUUCCAAUGUCUCCUUAUGCCUCAGCUGGGAUGUUAAACCCGUUCACAUCAGGCUUCACGUAUCCAAUGUCGCCAUAUGCGAGACCAGUUGUACCAAACCUGUUUUAUCUUUUCGUAACUGGUCAGCUACCUCAUGGCACUGUGUCACACAUUCAGUCGGACUACGAAACCGGUGAAGACCAUACAGCUCAGCUUGGCUUUGAACAAGACGAGGGUCACUUCGUUAAAAACUCUGUCAACGCCCAUCAAAACCAGAUUCCCACCGAUCAAGCAGUUCCAGGAUUUCAAUUAUCUGAACAGGAUGACGGUUAAAGGCAGCUCCAACAAUCCAUGUGAUUUGCUAACUUGAAAUUGUUUUGCCUUGAAUAAAAUACUAAAUGUGAACAUUUGUGGGAGUUUGUUUUUAUUUCUAAGCCUUAACAUCCUGAUCUAGGGCACGGUAACAUGCCUGUUUAGGGGCUUUGAAUGUGAAAUGCUCAGAUUAGAAGCGCUUGAGCAAACACUUCAAUAACACAUCCAACUUGUUUUGUACUCCAGGUCAGUUGUAUACAUUUUUAUACAUUUACACAACCCAAUCUGUUUAGACACACACGCACUUAAAGUGGCGCAGCAAUUUUAAACUUUUUUUUUUUUUUGUU
This is a messenger RNA of Cololabis saira (Pacific saury), 2027 nucleotides long. RefSeq names its product basic salivary proline-rich protein 2-like. The record is from RefSeq and is a predicted model, not a curated record. The transcript is spliced from 3 exons. Bases 550 to 1701 code for a protein of 383 amino acids. NCBI's taxonomy places the organism in Eukaryota, Metazoa, Chordata, Actinopteri, Beloniformes, Belonidae.